AUGUUGAAAUUCUUCACUUUUGAAAAAGUUUCUGAACUUAUGGACUGGCUAUUAAACAAUCCUGAUUUAAAUUCUAUUAAAAACCUUUGGGGUAUCAUUAAGGACAAUAUAGAAAAAUGUAUACCAAAAAAUUAA
Messenger RNA from Racocetra fulgida, 135 nucleotides. The record is from the annotation of a GenBank genome assembly. NCBI's taxonomy places the organism in Eukaryota, Fungi, Glomeromycota, Glomeromycetes, Diversisporales, Gigasporaceae.